GACCCGCUCUCGCCCGUCAAUCUUCAUCUCCAAAUUUCUUCACUUUCUCUCUCUCUCUCUCCUUCCGCCGCUCUGGUUCCUUCUUUCUCUCUCAUCAAGCACCAAAAUCCGCAGUAGAGAGAGAAACAAUGGCGAAAUUGGUGGAGUUGUUGGACGUAGGAGUGAGAAUGGCGGCCAGAUUUCACGCUCACUGUCCUCAAACGGCGCGCCUCUAUUAUCAUCCUCCCUCCGAUCACGACGACCAACACCAUUACUUGCACCAGAUUCUGCACGCCUACGACGGCGGCGGCCACUCGACGGCGCACCAGGUGUCGGGCUGUGGAAUCGAGACGGCGGCUAGGGCUAGGGCCAGGAGUUUUGAUACUGAGAUCGUGUUCCACACGGCGGAUUUUUGAUGAAAAUGAAGAGGAUACUGGAUUUGAAUUUCAGCGGGGGUUAUUUACCGAGUAAUUUUUUCUUUUGUUUUGUUUUUUUUUUGUUGGUUUGCAUGCCAUUACACAUGCAAAGCGAUUGGUGAAACUGUUAUAUAUACAAUUGUUAUACACUCAUUUCAAAAAAGAUCAUAAAGUUCAUUGAGCAUUA
Momordica charantia (bitter melon) is the source of this 582-nucleotide messenger RNA. The record is from RefSeq and is a predicted model, not a curated record. Lineage: Eukaryota; Viridiplantae; Streptophyta; Magnoliopsida; Cucurbitales; Cucurbitaceae.